AUGUUGAGAGUCGUCAAACCACGAAAUGCCAGAUCUAAAAGGGCACUUGACGCGAGGGAACCCAAAGAGAUUGAGGACGCACGGAUUGCGAUUUUCGUAAAGGGCACACAUACAGGUGAAGUCGUCAACAAUGUAAUGAAGGACUUGAUGGCUUUGAAGCGGCCAGAUGCUAUUUCCUUCUCAAAAAAGAAUGUCAUACACCCAUUUGACGAGUCCAGUCCUACCUCUGGCUCUUCUUCAAUCCAAUCACUCGAGUUCUGGUCGGCUAAAAACGAUGCAUCACUCUUUGCUAUCGGACAAAGCACAAAAAAGCGGCCGAAUGGCUUGACGUUCGUUCGUAUGUACGACGGAAAAGUGCUCGACAUGGUGGAAGUCGGAAUAGAGAACUUCGUGAGCAUGAAUGAUAUUAAGUCUGCGAAAUCAACCCCGGGACACAAACCGUUGAUGCAUUUUGCUUCAGAACUUUUUGAUACCCACCCUCGCUUUAUACAGCUCAAAUCGAUGUUGAUGUCCUUCUUCAACGGCGAGGAGGUCGAAUCGAUAUGUCUCGCUGGUAUCGAACAUGUUAUCAGUGUAUCUUGUGCACCAACACCCGUUACGCUCAAUACAGCAUCCACAUCGGCGGAUACAGCCACCUCUUUACCAAAGGUGUACAUACGAGCGUACACAACCAAAUUACUCUCAUCCGGAACUCGCAUUCCGCGUGUCGAAUUGGUCAACAUGGGCCCGUCAAUAGACCUCGUCCUUCGUCGACAUAGGGAUCCGGAUUCAGAAAUGCUCAAGCAGGCGAUGAGGCGGCCCAAGUUGAAGAAGACGGAUGUCGAGAAGGGAUUGGGUAAGAAGAGGAAGAAUUUCGAGGUUGAUGAAAUGGGUGAUCUCAGAGGUCGGGUUCAUGUCGGGAAACAGGAUCUCGACAAGCUGCAGACACGAAAGAUGAAGGGUUUGAAGGGCGGUGCUUUCGAUGGAGAAACUGAGGAAGAAAGGCCCACGAAAAGGAUCAAAACAUCGUAG
Messenger RNA from Marasmius oreades (fairy-ring Marasmius), 1011 nucleotides. RefSeq lists its product as uncharacterized. Bases 1 to 1011 code for a protein of 336 amino acids. Gene Ontology annotation, biological process: maturation of LSU-rRNA from tricistronic rRNA transcript (SSU-rRNA, 5.8S rRNA, LSU-rRNA); ribosomal large subunit assembly. The transcript is spliced from 4 exons. Lineage: Eukaryota; Fungi; Basidiomycota; Agaricomycetes; Agaricales; Marasmiaceae. The record is from RefSeq and is a predicted model, not a curated record. Gene Ontology annotation, cellular component: nucleolus. Gene Ontology annotation, molecular function: rRNA binding.